Molecule: messenger RNA, 5274 nt
Organism: Porites lobata
Lineage: Eukaryota; Metazoa; Cnidaria; Anthozoa; Scleractinia; Poritidae
Source: the annotation of a GenBank genome assembly
AUGGACACUGAAGUUGGCAAAAAUUUGCCGGCAAGAGUCCUCUACCUUAAAAAAAAAGUAAACAAGGAAACAUUUUAUGUUUCUUGCGGCUAUAAUGUUGACAAUCCACCCAUCGAUAGAAGCGUACAAGUUUUGGUUCGGCAUGGUUGAAAUUUGGUACGGACAGGUUGCUUAUACUGCAAAUUUUAUCCGAGCCGAACCGUCUUUUUAGGACCCGUGCCAUUUUCACCCGAGCCGUGCCAGAAAUUUUCUGUAGUGUAAACCGGGCUUUAGUGUUAUUUGCUAUAACUGAUGUAAAGAUAACUGGUCUUAAAUCAUAUAUUUGAAAAUCAUAUACAGAAUCAAUUCAAACUUUUACAAGCUAAGCUUCCAUGUUACGGCAACGGAGCCUUCUCCUAUGGCGAAGGGAGUCUCCGUCGUAUCAUUUUUUUAAAGUAGAUGCUGUAGAUGCCUACAGCUUUGUAUCAUAUUCACUACUUUAACAUUGCUCAUACACCGAAUGCUUGUUUACCUCUCAAAAUUUUGCAAAAGCAUUGUAGUCUAUUUUUCUUGAGACGACUGGAAAAAGGAAAAAUCAGAAACUAAUUACAAAUUUUGGGGAUAAAAAGGCGUAUUAUGGGCAAUGUGUAUUUAAAGGUGAAUCAACAGGAUAAAAAGCAUUUUGAUUAAAUCUAAUUUAUAUGCAAGAGUACUGAAAUCUAUUCGACGGCUGUGUAAACUAUUCAGAAUGUUUAGUAGCAUAGAUACCAAAAUUGUUUUCCAUUUUCUAAGUGUUGACUCGUUCAUGCCCACUAUUCAAAUCACAUGUAUUGAAGAGAUCAAUAAACACUUUAUUCUGGAUUAACAUCUAAAAUGAAAAUAAUCUUAAAAUCACAUAAACCAAAUAAUACUAACGCUUUAUUAUAUUCGAACGAAAUCAGUAUUUUCCUGCCAAUUUAAACGAAUUCUUAACAUAGACCUCCUGUAGACCACUGUUUCAGAUAAUCAUUGGAUCACCAGCUCAGAUUUUUAGUAGAUCAAUUAAUAAAUGUUUUUCUUUUCUGUCUUUUUGCCUAUCAAACGUUGGAGUAGCAGACAUUGGAUUUGGCUGAACUAUUAAACUCCCUCUACGUUGUUUGCAUUAAUUAGUUAAACUGUAAAACACACAAAUGCAAAUCAGCCUAAUAAUUACUUAAUAACUGGGAAUUCAUCAAGAUCUGUGUUCCUUCGGGUGUUGGAAACUUCUUCAGGAUGCAAUUCAAUGCAAAUUUAUAUUUCGCGGAGGUACUAACCUGAGAUCAGGCUCUAUUUUCGUUUCGCUUUGAAAAUUACAUUCCGGAGGGCAAGACGAAACGAAAAGAGAGCCUGAUACAAACCUUUAACGAAAUGUCUGCCGCCCACUUUUUUGAUUGAUUGACAUUUGCCGAAUCCGCCAAUUAGAAUUACCUGCGUUACUUGUUUUUCUAGUAUGCAAAUUUUUCACGCGUGGGAAAAGUGUAGACUGGCUGACUUAAAAAAUAGCUUUUAUCUGUUAAUCAAAAUGCACCUUGUUAGCGAUCAACAACUUGCAGAGGGUUUCAACUCCGCGAUACACUCACUUUCCGUAAAUAAAGCAAAUCCUGAGAAGAUAUGAACAACCACAUGAAUUUUCUGAAUUUCCAUGGCACAUAUUAAGGCAUAUUUUCCUACCAUAAGACCAUAAAACAACAAAAACGACAGCAAAAACGAUCCUUCUCUCCGCCGACGGCGGAUCAUUCACGAAAACAACCACGCGAGGAAUAAGAGCUUUCAACUUCCGGCGUUUCAGACAGCCAAUCAGAUCUUGUGGCAUUGUUCUAACAGCCAAUCAGCGUUACGGCCAAAAUCUGGCCGUAACGAGCACAAACUUGUAAUAGUUUGUAUCAGGCCCAAUUUCAGCGGUAGCCGUUAGAGAGAAUGUAUGAGAACCGCUCAAAUUGGGCCUGAUCUCAGGUUACGGAGGUACACCAGAACAGACCACAUUUUGUGGAGAGACUUCAUCUGUACAAUAUAUUUCUUUGUGUCCGCACAGAUUUUUAUCAUUGCUAUUUCGAAAACAUGGAAUGGAAAUUUCGCGUCUUAUUUUUCUUGGUUAUCUUCGUAAUAUUUGGAGUACUGAUAAUGCUAUCGUCGUCAGAAAUCAAGAAAGGUAAGAGUGCAAUAAAUUUAAAAAAUAAUGGCGUUAUUCAUGGUUUUUGUUACCUCGACUAUGACUAAAACUGAAUCGGGAUUUAACAUAAGGAUGAUCGCAUUUUUUUGCUUUACCGUAUUUGCUGCAACACCUUUUAAACUGAAUAGUUCUAUAAACAGUUACCCUUAUUAAGGAUAGUAAGGAUUUAUUUCUGCCAUCAUUCAGAUAAAAUUUGAAUUCAUCAUUUUAAAAAUAUAAUAUUCAAAAAGUCUCGUCCAAAGAAGUGGUAAAAUUAACAACCUGCUGGAAAUUAAAAGACGUCUCAAUGAAUCUUGCUGUUUGCAGUAUUCUAUUCUCUCAGCAUGAUUUCAAGUCACAAUUUUCAAAAGCUCUUUCUUUCAAUCGACAGACGAGAUCACGUGACUUCAUCAGGCACGUAAAAUUAUUCCGUUUUGUGGCGGUCGCUCUGAGUGAGGAAAUUCUGUUAAACAUGUUUAUGCCAGAGUAAACAAGCAACAAUUUGACUUCAGCGAAGUUUAAGAGCCAAUCUUGGACUUAUUCUGCCUUCAAGAUUUCCAAAAAAAUCUCUUGUACACGCAGACUUAAACAAAUUUCCGAUCUAGUGUUCCUAAGGGUUGACUGGCGCUGGUAAUUAGUUAUCAGUGAGUUAUGACAUGCAUGUCACCCUGUGCUUACAAGUCAUACAUUUAUUUUGUUCUGUUUCAAAACAAAGCCGACAACCAUCAUGCUAUAAUUUUCUUCCCCUUUAAUCUUCCACAUCACUCACGUAUUACUUCGUUCUUGUUGACACGAGAACAUAACGUUCCUUUAAAACUGUUCUUCUUUGCUCCUUUAAGUGUGGGCAAGGCUUCACACACAUUGCAGGAUUUUACGUUUCACAACCUCGGCAAAAAUUAUGGAUGAAAAGCGUUCAUUCAUUCAGGCGGGUUUAGAAUGCCGAGCACGGAAAGAAAAAAGCUUUCAUCCUAGAAUUUUGUGGCUUUUUUGUCGCCUUGGAAUUGCCAUGUUUUGGCUAGAAUGCCAGUUCUGACGGUUGAAAUGACCUGCGGCUUGAUUUGAUAGGUCUUGCCAUUCAUCAUUUCUCGUUGUUUCGCCUAUGUGAAUCUUUUUACCGAGGCUAAUUGUUCACGCUUCACGGGAUAGCUUUUGCGCUGCCACGAAAAUCAUAAAGGAUAGGGCUUCUGUUCGUACACAAAAACGGCGAUUGCGGCGCGACUGCUGUGACGAAGAUCGGAUAGGUUUUCAGUGUGCAAUACUUUAGUGCAGUGUGAACCAAGAGAGACAGACAUUCUCUCUUGGUGUGAACACAAUAAGUAGGAGUAAGUAGGAACGAGGACUGAAUAUUCAGGAGUGAGGACUGUACCAACCCUCUAGGAACGACUUGUCGAUCCCCCUCCAGGCUGUUGCUGUUCGUACUGCACCCGACGUCAUGCAGCUUUUCGUGGCGCAACGAAAAGCUAUCAGCUAUCCGAUAUAGUCUAUUUAUUUACUUACCAGCUUUUCUGGACAUAGGCCUGCCCAGAGGGAAUACGCACGAACGGGACUCGGGUCCCAUACGAGGUGCCAUCUCUACCCAAUCCCACAACCCGCAAAGGUUGACCACACCACCGCGGUUACGGCCCCUACUCUUUUCGAAUAGUGAUGGGGGUUCUUUUACGUCCCACAAGAACAAAUCAGUGAAAGUGCUGUGAGACGGGACUUAAGGUUUUCCGUCCUUAUCCGAGAAGACUAGAAAGUCUAACCAUUUGCAGAUGUCAUUACAAAGGCAGCACUUUUCUCUCAGUUAAUUAAAGACCCUGAGUCUUGGUCCGACCGGGAUUUGAACCGCCGAGACCGGCGCUCUCCCAACUGAGCUAACCAGGCGGCGGUCAAGACGAUCUGAACAUAACCUUAUAUUAGUUUUCCUAUUAUCACCUAGGCCUGAGUAAGGCCAUUGUCCGUUGAAACGCAGCGAUAUAAAUUUUUCUCUCUUUUCAGUUUCAGAAGCGCGGAUUGCAAUCCAGACUGAUGUGUCGGUAAGUAAUAGAACAUAGUGUAACUAUUAAUUAAAUUGAGUAAAAACCAAAAUGCAGCCCUUAAUCGGCCUCGUCAAAUUAGAUACCUCAGCACUUAAAUGGACGACCAUGUGAUAAGAAUUUUGUAAUGACAUUUAAUAUUCAUUGAAUAUUCGUCUUAGGCAGGUUUGGGUGUAGCUAUCAAGAAAGACUGAAAACCCAAUUGUUUUCUUAUUUUCACAGACAGUGACGGCCAUAUCAGCACAAGAACUUUUGCUGACUAAACUAGCUGAAAGGCAAGAAAUGAGGAUACAACAACUGAAAAAUUACUGCUUGGAACAUUCAAACGAAAAGUUACCGUGGGACAGAAAACGGCAACUCGACCAAUUUCUUGUCGACGAUGACAAUAAAUUUAUUUACUGUGCCGUUCCCAAGGUGGGAACCACACCCAUGAGGAUGACGCUACUACGUUUGAGGAACGACAGCAGAAUAAAACUUACGGGAGGUUCAGUUCAUCUUCCUAAAUACUGGAGGCGUUUAAGUGAUCAAGAAUUCAACGAAACAGAGUUAUCCAAACGUCAAAAUACACAUUUCAACUUUCUGUUUGUUCGAGAGCCGUUUCACCGACUUCUGUCCGGCUACAAAGAUAAAUUCUUUGGAAAAAACAGAGUUUAUACCAACGGGUAUCGUCAACUGAUAGUGAGAGCUUUGAGGCCAAAGGACGAGGAGAAGGUUGCAACAGAGACGAAUAACGUUACAUUCACCGAGUUUCUAACGUAUCUCUUAUCUGAUAGAAACCCGAUGAUUCGCGAUGGUCACUGGAAGCAAGCACAAAAACUUUGCUUUCCUUGCGUUUUUGACUUCGACUUUAUUGGCCAUUUUGAGACGCUUCAAGAGGACGCAGAUUAUUUGCUGAGCAAAACGGGUUUUAAUGACCGUGUUAAAUUCCCAGUCGUACGUGCGUCACAGGUUUCUAGUGAUUUUUUAGAGUAUUACUCAGAAGUUCCAAAGGAAAUAAUAUUCAAACUGGGAGAAGCUUUCAGGAGUGACUUUGAAAUGUUCGGCUAUGCAUUCCCUGGACCUCUAAAAAGUUUACUUGAAAACUAUUUUAAUAAUAGUACCCAAAGUUAA